Suillus fuscotomentosus is the source of this 849-nucleotide messenger RNA. RefSeq lists its product as uncharacterized. The transcript has 5 exons. NCBI's taxonomy places the organism in Eukaryota, Fungi, Basidiomycota, Agaricomycetes, Boletales, Suillaceae. The record is from RefSeq and is a predicted model, not a curated record. Bases 1 to 849 code for a protein of 282 amino acids.
AUGUCUGAGUCACCCACUUCAUCACUGAUCACCAUUGCCUCAUCGUUCAACACUUUGUCUUCAUCUUCAGAGUGGACCACUGCUCAUCAGCUCAGUGCUGGAUGGGCUUUAGGUACGGGUGCUUACAUACCCACCAUAGGGGUAUGGGUAUGGGUGUGGGUACCCAAAGUGCAUACUCCCACCCACACCCACGAGAUACCCACACCCACAACCCACCUUCCCUUGGCUGAUAAUUACUAUGACUCCCAGUACCCCUCCUUUCUACAAUUUUCCUUGGAUCCUGAUAUACUUGAAAAGACUGGUGAUGAGGUAGUGACUCUAGGUGAACAACUGGAGUCUGUAUUUGGCUGGAAGGCUCGGACUUCAGGUGAUGGUGUUAUUCCAAUCCUAGAACGUGGAAAAGCGAUAUGUGCCUUGCAUGGUAUCUUGAUGCUAUAUUAUGAAAAAUACCCUACAAACAAUGUGCUCAAAAAGUGGAUCCAUGACAUCACUGCUGGAGCAGAGAAAGUUUACAAGAUGUAUGGUGUCCCUACUCCAGAGUGCUCAAAAGAGCCUGUAAGGCAACAGGGCACCAAACGUCCAGCACCAGCUGUCACUAUCAUGCACUCACAAAGCACUGGCAGUAAGGGUAAUGCACAGCUUGAACAAGCCUUGAAGCAUGUAACAACGUGCAAAAUUCUCCAGGCUGACCAUGUUGAGCUGUGGCGACAAGUGAUCCAAGAAUCAGGUGAUAAUUCACUGGGAGCUAGGCUCCAAAAGGAUCUGGCUGCCGAGGAUAUUCCAAUGGAGGUUGAACCACCAAUGAAAAGGUUGAGAGCACAAAACACUCUUAACAUGGCUGAUUUAUGA